GGGGGAGGAGAGAGAGAGAGAGCGGAGCUACAAGUGACAGUAGUGUGGAUGUGACACAGGCAGAGCGGAGACCUGGGGAUCGGGGGUGUCCUGAACAUGCGCGCCCCCCCACUCCCCGACACGCGUGCUGGGCUUUGACAGCCGGCAGCAGAGGGGGGAUCUGAAAGCCCAGCACCAGCAGCCCUCUACCUGCGCCUGGCACCGACCCCCCCACCACCUACAAAGCUUGGCAUCAGCCUGCAUCUGAGCUCCAUGGCCCCAGGAUGAUCCGCUUCCUUCUGCUGCUUUUGCUGCUUCCCGGGGCCGAGCUUGUUGCCAAUAACACCGAUGCAGUGGAAUCCUUUGCAAGUACCACCUUAGGGGCUCAGUUCAUCAUGGCUGUGACCCACAAAACCACGCUCCGUAAACCAUUACCAGCAUCCCGUGGACCAGCAAACAAGACAGCCGUGCCUCGUCCUCCACCUCUUAAAGAUGGCAAAAAACAACAUAGUUUUCUGAAUCCCGCCAAUGUCCGGCCAGUGCAAGAAGGUGCAAAUACCAGUGAUACAAAUUCUCCGAAUUAUCAGCAAAGAAGCUCAACGCCCUAUGAGUCUCCGAUGAAUUCAACUAAGAUGCCCUUGACUGCCAGAAGUCAUUCAUUGAGCGAUUCCCCUCAAAAGCGGCCAGUCAUUAGAAAAGUUCCAACUGUACCCAGCAAAGCCAAAACAGUUCAAAAAUUUGCAACUAAAAACCCUUCUGCGAGAUAUCAAAGCCUUCCACAUUUACAUCAUAAAAAUGUCACAUCAAAACCUGGUCAGUCAAGGGACUCCAAUUUUACUGCUGGCUCAAGAGCAUUGCCAUUCAGCCCCAUUCCUCAGCGUACUGCCAACACACCCCUGAGAAACACUCUUAAACCUGGACAAAAAGGUGUUCCAUUUCCAGCAGAUAGGGUUAAACAAUUCCCAGUGGCAUUACAAGCAGUAUCACAGAUGGGUAGGCAGCUGAAGGAGAAAUCAAGUAACACAUCAGUUCUGCUCAAUACCCUUGUAAAUCAGAAUUCUAGCUUUCUCACUAACAGCCUUCAACAUACGGCUCAAUCUUCUAACUCCACAUUUACAACUGGAGAAGAGGCUAUUUUGUAUGAACUGAAUUCUCUGAACACCCAGAACCAUCUAUUGAACUCUGAAAAUGUGACUUCUGUGCCUGAGGCCGAUCGACACAACGGUGUCUCAGGAGCUGGACUUUCAAGAAAAGUAAAUUUGUCAGGAACACACGAUUCCAAAGUCAUGCAAGAGUUGAAAUCCAAAGUAAAUGUAAGGAUACCGGAUAGAAACAUAUUCAAUCACACAAACCUAAGCUCAACAGAACUUCAUGGACUUGUUCAAGAAGACAAUGUUCAGUUCCAUCCAGAAUUUGCCACUCAGCCUAGUGCCAUUGGCCUUACACAAAUUGAUGUAUUGGCCACCCAGACUGCAAGGACUUCUGAUAUUGUAAGUCAUUCAAAUAACCAUUCUGAUGGACUUGUAGAUGCUGCAAUGGAAGUCCAGAGUGUUGUGAUGACGGGGGUAGCCACAGAAGCCAAGAGAGAGAAGAACCAGACUCAGCUGGGUAUAAAAGAAGGCCAUAAAAAUCACCACAAUUCGACACAUUCUCACAAACACAGACACCUAGGUUUACAGUCACCUAACCAAACCGAAACCAACACAUUAUCUCAACAUAAUGAUAGACCGUAUAAUAGAACAACCUCUUUAGAACCAAACAGACAUCAUCAGAAGCACCUACACAACCACACUCAGCCACACUCACAUAGCCACCAUAAACACCUGUCAGAUCACCAUUUACAAAGGAAUCAUGUUUCCCAGACUCAAGUACACCUAAAUACACAGGAACAUCCAGAUUUAACCACUCAGAUACAACCAAGCCAGUCUAACUCACAACAGCUUCACACAGAGUUAAUAACAUCUGUCCAGAGGGAAAUUCCCAUCCAAAAUAAUACACAUUUCAGUGCUAGGCCAUCGAAUCCCCUCUAUAUAGGAGCUCUGCAAGAGAAUGAGAUAGGGUCGGUAACAGCAGAAGGACUUUCAGGUACAGCUCAUCUAAGGCUAACUACCCAGACUGUCUUUGACAGUCACUCUGAAACGACAACCAAAGAACCCACAACACAACACACAAUUUCUGUAACAGACAGUCAAACUACAGUUCACAAGCUGAACAGUGUAGAACAAGGUGGACAAUCUGAAGCACCCUCCAGCCUACACACUAAGCCAUUCAUACACAGACAUUUAGAAUCACACACAAGGUACACAGGCACAGACAGAGCUGUCUACAAGACAGGUCUGGCCCGAGAUGUCCACACAGAAACCGUCUAA
Molecule: messenger RNA, 2348 nt
Organism: Nanorana parkeri
Lineage: Eukaryota; Metazoa; Chordata; Amphibia; Anura; Dicroglossidae
Exons: 3
Coding region: 264-2348 (694 amino acids)
Source: RefSeq, a predicted model, not a curated record